Symbiodinium sp. CCMP2456 is the source of this 8037-nucleotide messenger RNA. Lineage: Eukaryota; Dinophyceae; Suessiales; Symbiodiniaceae. The record is from the annotation of a GenBank genome assembly.
AUGGCUGAGGAUUUCGUGGCCAAUGAUGCAGCGCUCGCCAAAGGCACCGCUGUCGCCACGGAAGAGGCCUUGGCCUUGGCUCAGGCCUUGGGCACGGACGCGGACAGCAAAGAGCCUUUGAAGGAGAUGCAGGAGGAGAGGCCCAACUCAAGCAGAACUCCGUCUGUUUCUUCCCGGCAGUCCAUCCACGUUGCUGUGCCUUCCAACGUCAGACCUGGGGAGAAGUUUUUUGUAGUGGUGGACGACAUGGAAUAUGAGGUGAUGGCGCCGGAAGAUUGUAUGCCUGGCGAGAUGAUUGCAAUGGAUAUCAUGUCAGAUCUGCGCUACUGGGAAGAUGCACCUGCGGUUAUUGUGUAUCCUGACCCCGAUGGAGGCGACCGGCCCGGGCCAAAUUUGAAUGAAUCCAAAGAGUACGAGGCUUCUGUGGCCGAGUCGGUUGCCACGGACGCCAGCAUCGUACAGAUUACUGUGCCGGACGAGUGCAAAGCAGGAGACACCUUCUUCGCCGCAGUCAAUGGCUUAGAGUAUGAGAUUCUUGUGCCCAAAGGCAGCAAAUCUGGAGACGUGAUCACCCUGGAGGUACCAUCAAAACACGCAGUUGGAAAGUUUGCUGUGCCAGCGCCUGCCGCUGAUGUGCCGUCUAUUCUCGUGCGAGAUGCUAUGGCUAGCCAGGGCUCCAGCGAGACGGACAUUUUUGCAGAAAUUUCCGUUCCGGAGAAUACAUACCCUGGUCAAACCUUCGUGGCUGUCAUCGACAACAUGGAGUUCGAAGUUCCUGUACCGGACGGCUACGGUCCUGGAGACCGAAUGACGCUUCAGGUACCUUCACGUGGCUUCAUGCCGAGGCCUCUGCCGUCUGAGCUGCGGGAAAUGCGCCAAGAGCUCCAAGAAGUGCGUCAAGAGCUGCAAGCUGUCCGGCAAGUGCAGAUGUCUCAAAAGAGAGCUGAAGAGGCAACGCAACAUGUGUCCAAAUCCUCCGGCGACUCAAACUUUAUCGAGAUAUUCAUUCCACCGGACUGCUACGCAGGAGAUGUCUUUGUUGUUGAAGUGGAUGACGUUGAGUUCGAGAUGGUUGUCCCGGAAGGGUGCACGCCGGGUGAGGUGAUUUACAUGGAUGUGCGAGAGGGUGCUGGAUACCCAGCCAAAGAGUUGAGCAGCAAGCAGAAGAGCAGCUCAAGACCCGCCUCAGCCGUCAAGAAGAAGAUCCUGCAGGAGCUUGCAAAAGAGCAGCUUGCUCGCGAAGCCGCUGCCGCCGCUGCCGCGAUCUUGGAAAUCACGAUUCCGGAUGAUUGCUAUCCAGGCGACGUUUUUGUCAUCGAGGUGAAUGGCUUAGACAUCGAGCUGGUCGUGCCAAACGAGUGCCAACCUGGUGAAGUCAUCUACAUGGACUUGCUCCCAGAAGGACGCGUCACCAACUCUCGGCCUGCGUCGGGCACCACAGCUACGGAUAAAUCGAUGCUUGGCCAGUCAUCGUGGAGUCAUUUCCGACUUCCUUCUGGAACGGACCACUCGUGUUUGCCUUUUCAGGCCAUGGCUGAGGAGCCAUCAGAACCGGAGCCUUCAGGGACUGAGCCGGUGCCGGAGCCGGAAGCGCAGGAAGAGACCCAGGCGACAGGCCCGGCUCAGCCGGCUCCGGAAGCCGCUGCCGCCGCUGCCACUCCCCCCGCUCCAGCGGAGGGCCGAACAGCUUCGGGGUCCAUUGCAGAGACUGAGGAGGACCUGGUCGAAAUUGUGGUCCCUGAAGACUGUGCUCCGGGUGACAAAUUCGUUGCUGUCUUCGAAAUGGAGUUGAAAGUCCCAGAAGGCUGCGAGGGUGGCGACGUCCUAGUGGCUGCUAUGCCUCAUGCCAUACCGGAAGCGGAGUUGGACACCACGGGAUCUACCUCAGCACUUGGUAAAACCUUAGAGGCCAUGGGAUGGACAAAAGAGAUCGAGAAUCUGAAGCAAGAAAUGGAAAAUUUGAAGCAGGAACGCCUCAAGCAACUACCAGAGCCAGAAGUGCAACCAUCUGCAAAAGAGGAGAAUGACAUCCAGAGCUUGAAGAAAGAAAUUCAUCACCUAAAGGAGGAGCACGCAAGGCUCCUGGCGCAGUCACUGCACGCAGCCAACAAGCAGCAGAUGGAGCGAGUCGACGUGAAGGAGAAAAUGACCAAAGAAAUGGCAACUUUGCGAAGGGAAGUCCGAAAGCUGAAACAGGCCAUCAAGGAACCACCUCCGAGCAUCAUGAACCUAUUGGGAGCGCAGGCAGCCGAAAUACCCGUCCUGGACAUGCAUUUCAAGCUUGAUGGGGAGCUGUCAUCCUUUGACGAAGCAGACUUUACAAACUCUUUGGCGGAAACGUUGGGAGUCAACAAGUCCCUCAUCCAGAUACGCCUUUCCCCUGGCUCCGUCAUAGUGGAUGCGAGCAUCUCAGUGAGUGACAGUUCCGUAUUGCAUCGGGCUGAGGAGGUAUUGCGGCUAGAGAAAGAUGAGUUGUCACGGCGCCUGGGAAGCACCGUGCUGGAGCCACCUCGCUUCGUGCUGAUGGCCCAGGGCCCCCAACUGGGCAAGGCUGCUCCCUUUCAUUCUGCAACGCUGAGUGCGAGAGUUGUUGUCCUAGCCAACGAGACUUGGAAGGAGAAGUCGUUGAGCAAUGAGACACCACGCUCCUCGGGUGUCGAUGUCGUGGACGUUACGAUCCCAGACGGCAUCCAUGCCGGCGAUGUUUUCUAUGCCGAGGUGCCAGAUGACCUGUUGUUUGCUGCCGAACUGAGCCUCAGCUCUCUCCAGGUGAACGGUGUGGAGUUCAAGGUUGUCGUGCCCGAGAACUGCGGGCCUGGUAAGAUCAUCGAGAUGGAGGUUCCAUCAUCACUCACGCAGGAAGGCCUCGGGCCAGUGACCAGCCGUUCCAGCUCCUACGAGGCGCAGGAGCCACUUUCAGAGAUUGUUGAAGUGGUCAUUCCUCCUGGUGCAUGUGCCGCGGGCGGGUUCAUCGCGACGCUUCACGGGAAGGACUAUGAAAUCUCUGUUCCAGAGGGUGGGCAAGAAGGGGAUACUAUCGAGAUUGACCUGGCAGGACUGUCUCAGCCAUCCUCGCGGAGCUCGCAGGCAUCCAAGAUCUAUGAAGUUGUGGUGCCAGAUGAACUGAAAGCUGGAGAUUUGUUCAUCGCGCAGCUGGAGGGCAAGGAGUAUGAGAUCCCGGUGCCCUACAGUUGUCGGGGUGGUGACAUUAUAGAGGUCGAUGUGUCAGGCUUGUCAGAGCCGCCCUCCAGCGCUUCGCAGGUCCCAGAGAGUCCCUGUGUUGAGGAGCGACCAGACCAUACCUUUGGAGUCGUCAUACCCGCGACGCUGUGCGCUCAUGACUCGUUUACCAUUAUGGUGCACGGCAAGGAGUUCGAAAUCAGUGUUCCGGAGGGCAAGCAAGGUGGAGAUGAAAUUGUGGUUGAAUUUGCAGGCAAACUGAUCCCGGCCGCGGACGAGGAUGCAGAGGAUAUCAGCGCCACACCCACGGAAGGCUCCAUUGCCCCUGGGUCGGAGGCAGCAGAGGGCCAAAUUGCUAGCGAGGCUGCUCCUUUUGAUUCAGGCCGAUGCAACGAGGAGCCAGCAUCAAAGCCAAGUGCUGGAAUUCAGCCGAGUGCUUUGCAAGAAGCUUUGAGAGAAGAACAUCCCGACGUCGAACAUGCCUCUGCACCGCAGGUAGGCGGAAAGGAGAUCCUGGAGCGCAUCCAGCCGGAGCCAAAACCAGAGGUGCGCGAAGAAGAUUGCGGCAAAGUGCGCGAUGCCGCAGUCGAAAACGCCUGCAUGCAGGCAGAGGAGGAGGCAGAGCGGCAUCGCCUUGAGUACCUGGAGCGCCAAUCGAUAGAUGAGGCUGAAAGACUCCGUCGCGAAGAGGAGGAACGUGAAGCUGCGAGAAUAGCUGCAGAGAAGGCGGCUGAGGAGGCAGAGCGGCAACGCAUCGAAGAUCUCAAGCGCCAGGCACUAGAAGAGGCUGAAAGGGCCGCCCGAGAGGAGGCAGCUCGUGAAAACGCGUGCAUGCAGGCAGAGGAGGAGGCCGAGCGGCAGCGCCUGGAGUACCUGAAGCGCCUAGCAAUAGAGGAGGCUGAAAGACUCCGUCGCGAAGAGGAGGAACGUGAAGCUGCGAGAAUAGCUGCAGAGAAGGCGGCUGAGGAGGCAGAGCGGCAACGCAUCGAAGAUCUCAAGCGCCAGGCACUAGAAGAGGCUGAAAGGGCCGCCCGAGAGGAGGAAGCGCGCAUCAAGCGGGAGGAGGCAGAAAUCAAGGGCAAAGUUGUGGUCUCUGUGACUGUGGUAAACGACGAGACAGAAGAGCUGAUGGCCAAGGCCUCGUUAAGGCUUGGUUGCAAAGUUCUCGAACUUGCACAGGUUUGCAUCCGGGAAGCACGGCUGUCGGUGACUCCCGCCAUCUUCACCGAGCCCAAGCCGGAGCCCAGAAUGGUCCGCGGAAAGAUGGAAGUGCGCGAGCGCUUCGUGCUGAACAGCGAAGACACGCUGUUGGAAGCUGGUGUGGAGAACAAUGCCGUCCUCAGAGCCAAGAUCAGUCCCGCAGUCAUCACCGCGUCAAAGGACCGCACAGCUCGCAUUUGGAAUGCAGAGACCGGGAAAUGUGAGCUCAUUCUGGAGGGCCACACCGAAGCAGUCUGCUCGGCUUGUAUUUCGCCAGAUUGCCGCUAUGUGGCGACCUCUUCGGAAGAUGGCUCCUCCAGGCUCUGGUAUGUCGACAGCGGCCGCUGCGCUCGAGUCCUGCUGGACCACAAAGAGGCUGUUUACUUUGCCACUUUUUCGCCCGACAGCAAGCAGGUCGUGACUGCAUCAGAGGACGCCACUGCCAAAAUCUGGGUGGUCAAGUUCAUUGCUCAGGGCCCAACAGGUGUCGUAGCAGGCUUCACAGGUCAAAAGAUUCCUUUCUGGUCUGCCAAGGCCAAAACCGGAGUUUGUGCCUUGCGCCCAGAAACGGGGCAACUGUGGCUGGAGAUCGGUCUUAUGUCGCAGUUCAUCACGCUCGGCAAGGAUCGGACCCUCCUUGGGCAGAAGCCCGUGUACCUGGCCUCCUUUGCAAGUGAUGGCACGACUUUCGUCACGACUAGUGUUUGCCUUGGAAGCGUGGUGAUUCGACUGCCAAGAUUUGCGACCUGGUGUGUGUGCCCGAGUUUUUGGGACCGCGAUGCGAUGUCUGCAGGGGUAGCCUUGCAAGGUACUCGGCGCUUCCUACGCGCCUUCGUGUCCGCAGCCGGAGUCUCACCAGAAAGAUGCUUGGAGAAUGUAGCCUUUACAGGAAUUGUUGAGCUCAAAUUCAGCAGCUGGAAUGUGGACAACCUCCACACUGAAGAACGCGCAGCCGCGGCUGCAGCGGUCUUGGCGUACACCAGCACCAGGCCUCGAAGACAGGCCGUAGAUGGAGAGCUUGUGCAGCGGCUUCGGUCUGCUCGUGUGGUGCCCGUCCUGGUCAUCGAGGAUCCCAGCAAAGCAGCCGCGCUUGCCAAAGCCAUUUAUGACGGUGGUUUUUCCGUUAUUGAGGUCGCCUUCCGAAGUGGUAACGCCGAAGAGGUCUUGCGUGAGAUGGCGGCCGCGGAGCCUCGUGUACACUUAGGAGCUGGCUCAGUCUUGACUACAGACCAAGCAGCUGACGCCCUUGGCUUAUGCGCGCAUGGCUUCAGAGUGGGCUUCUUCUCAUGCAAUGCUUCGCAGCCACUUUCGCUCAAAUCGGUUCGUGUCCUUCUGAAAACAGUGAAGUCCCUGUCAACAAUGAGUGCUCGGGCCAAAGGGCAAGGUGACCUUGAGACCAUCGAGCUUUGCCAUGCAAGCGGAGCAACUGCUCAGGUUUACUUGUGGGGUGCCACGCUUACCAGCUACAAAACCGCAGAUGGCACAGAGCGAAUAUUCGUGUCACCUGGAGCUCUUUUUGACGGCAAGAAGGCCAUACGAGGUGGAGUACCGGUUGUUUUUCCACAAUUUGGCCAACCGGACAAGGCUAUGGCGCAGCACGGAUUCGCGCGAACCAGCUUCUGGUCAGUGGCCUCGAUAGAGGACAGUCCGGAAGCAUCGACAGUGGUGCUCGCACUUGCCGACAACGAGGCCACGAGGUCUGUUUGGAACUUUCCGUUCAACUUGGAGUACGUCGUAAGUCUUUCGGCUGUGUCUUUGAAGAUGACGCUGAGAAUAAAAAACACAGGGGACGUCGCCUUUCCAUUCCAGGCCCUGUUGCACACUUACUUCCGGGUGCCCGAAGUUCAGAAGGUGGCGGUGCGGGGCCUUGGAGGCCGCACGUACCUUGACAAGGUGAAAGGUGGCGAGAAGGCACUAGAAGCCGCAGACGUUGAGCUCCCGUCGUUUACCGACCGUGUCUACAUCGGCGGCAAGGACAUUGUCAGUGGAAACGAUGCCAAGGAUGUAACUAUUGGCCAGCGAGGUGGUGCUGCGAUGUAUGCAGUGUGCAACGAGGGCAGCAUUUCUGGGAAGCCGAUGCCCAUCGAGAUCGUCGUGUGGAAUCCCUACGAGGAGGCUUCGCCAGGUGAUUUACCGCCUCCGGCUUUCAAGGAUUUCGUUUGCGUGGAGCCUGGCCUCAUCGGACGAACGGCGGAUGACCAGAACUGCCCGCAAAAGCAGAAGCAUGCUUAUCACAGAAGAUCAUCCCAAUGUGACCCGAAGGCCGUGAGCUGCGGGGCCAAGUUCAUCGCCACGCCGGGCCUGAACUCUGAGGUGCUGGGCUGGUGCCUUCAAAGGAAGAUCCCGGUGAUCCCAGGUGUGGCAACGCCCUCGGAAGUGCAGGAGGCCAGCAGGAUGGGGCUGUCCCUUCUGAAGUUCUUUCCUGCCGAGGUGAAUGGUGGCACGGAAGGCUUGAAGGCAAUCUCUGCACCGUUUCCUCACAUCAACUUCUACCCGUCUGGGGGGGUUACCGAGAAGAACCUCCAGGCUUACCUUUCGCUGAAGCAGGUUAUCGCUGUCGGCGGCAGCUGGAUGGUACCUCAGGAUGCAAUUUCUGGUGGUGAUCCAGAACUCCUGAAGACCUUGGCCUUGAGCACCCUCCAGGCCCUGCGGGUCCCGAAGGGGCUCGCGCCACAGCGCCGCCCGGCACUGUCGCAGGUGGCCCGAAGCGUUGGCCAAGCAAGCGAUGGCAAGGUUGCAACCGCAUCGAUCGAUCAUACGGCCCGACUCUGGUCAAUUGACACAGGCGAUUGCCUGAUGACGUUCAGCGGACAUGCGGAUCAGGUCAUGUGUGUUUCGUUUUCGCCAGAUGGCGAGUUGCUGGCGACGGCUUCCACGGACAAGACUGCCAAGCUUUGGCUCCAAACUGGACAGUGCAUUGUCACUUGUGUGGGACACUCUGGGCCUGUCUACACGGCUUUCUUCUCCCCUGAUGGGUGUAACCUCCUGACAUCAUCGCAUGAUCGGACCGUGAAGAUUUGGGACACAACGAGUGGUCUCCUGACGGCAACCCUAUCAAAGUUCGAGCGCAGCAUUCACAGCGCUGUGUACUCACCAGAUGGGCAGCUGAUAGCCACGGCAAUCGAUGACCCCGAAGUCUCCAUCUGGAGUGCGAAGACAUUGGAGCGAGUAAAAGUCUUGUCCGGCCACGACAUGAAGGUCUUCAGCGUGCAGUUUUCCCAUGACGGAAACCUGUUGCUCACGGCGUCAAUGGAUCAGUCGGCCAGGAUUACUGAUGUUCAUACCGGUCAGACCAAACUAGUCAUCACAGGUCAUGAUGAUUGGUUGCGGUGCGCAGCAUUCUCACCUGACAGCCUCAAGGUCGUGACGGCUUCUGGCGAUGGGAUGGCCAAGACCUGGAGUGCCGUCACGGGUCGCCCAUUGCUCUCCCUUGCCGGCCACGAAGACUGGUUGCGUAUGGCUGCUUUCUCUGCUGAUGGACGCUGUGUCGUGACCGCUUCCAAAGACGGCAGUGCGAGGGUGUGGCGGUCGGACAAUGGGAAAUGCCUGAGAAAGUUAGAUGGCCACAAAUCGUGGGUCCGAUGGGCUGCGUUUGCUCCGAACAGACAUCAUCGCUCCGUGCUUAGUUCAAGCAUCGCCGGAUGCUGCAGAGUCUGA